AUGCAUCACUUAGGUCCCUUUGGACUGAGACCUUUUGGCGACCCAGAUGACAGACUGCUAGGCAGCCCCUCCAGCCUGCUGGACGCUGGACUCUGCUGCAGGCUCAUGCCUCCUGCCGCCUCCUCGUGUUUUCCUCUACGGUCCCGGGCACAUAAGAAACUCGAUCAAGGUGCCAUCAUCCAGAAAGCCAGCAUCAUCAUCAUUGGAUUUAAGCCUACACACGUGCCCCCAACAGCCAUCAUAAAGUUCCUUGGGGCUGGCACCGCUGCCUACAUUGCAGACCUCAUCACUUUCCCCCUGGACAUGGCCAAAGUCCAGCUGCAGAUUCAGGGAGAGAGCCAGGGAGCCAUCAGAGCUUCCUCUGCCACUGCCCAGUAUCAGGGUGUCAUGGGCACCAUUCUGAUCAUGGUGAAGACUGAGGACUCUGGCAGCCUCUACAAUGGGCUGGUGGCUGGGUUGCAGCGCCAGGUAAGUUUUGCCUCUGUCCAAAUUGGCCUCUAUGACUCUGUCAAGCAAUUCUACACCAAGGGAUCAGAGCAUGCAGGCAUUGGGAGCCGCCUCCUGGCAGGCUGCACCACAGGGGCCCUGCCAGUGGGUGUAGCCCAACCCACAGAUGUGGUGAAGGUACGUUUCCAGGCCCAGGCUCAUGCAGGUGGCAGCCAGAGAUACCAGGGCACAGUGGAUGCCUACAAGACUAUAGCCUGAGAGGAGGGGCUUCAAGGCCUAUGGAAAGGAACUUCACCCAAUGUUGCCCGCAAUGCUAUUGUCAACUGUGCUGAGCUGGUAACCUAUGAUCUCAUCAAAGAUGCCCUCCUGAAGGCCCACCGCAUGACUGAUGACCUUCCAUGCCACUUCAUGUCAGCCUUUGGGGCUGGCUUCUGCACCACCAUCAUUGCUUCCCCUGUGGACGUGGUCAAGACGAGAUACAUGAACUUUGCUGCAGGCCAGUAUGAUAGUGCUGGCCACUGUGCCCUCACUGUGCUUCGGAAGGAGGGACCCCAAGCCUUCUACAAAGGGUUCAUGCCUUCCUUCCUCUGCUUGGGGUCCUUGAAUGUAGUGAUGUUUGUCACCUAUGAGCAACUGAAAUGGGCCCUGAUGGCUGCUCGCAUUUCCCGGGAAACUCCUUUCUGA
Vombatus ursinus (common wombat) is the source of this 1131-nucleotide messenger RNA. Its product is annotated as mitochondrial uncoupling protein 2-like. Gene Ontology annotation, molecular function: oxidative phosphorylation uncoupler activity. Gene Ontology annotation, cellular component: mitochondrial membrane. The transcript has 4 exons. NCBI's taxonomy places the organism in Eukaryota, Metazoa, Chordata, Mammalia, Diprotodontia, Vombatidae. Gene Ontology annotation, biological process: response to cold; adaptive thermogenesis; mitochondrial transmembrane transport. The record is from RefSeq and is a predicted model, not a curated record.